AUGCUGACCCUUUGCGCAGGAGCGAGAUCCGCAAGCGUUGGUUCAAAGAAGGGGGCAAGCACCGGCGAGCAGGCUGCUGCUGCGCCCGCCACUCCUGUCAGCAUGUCUUCCACGCCAGUCUCAUCCAAUACCCGGGCGACCCGGUCACGCUUCUCGAGCCCACAGACUGCUUCAGGAAAUGCUGCGACCGACUCAUCGUCGUCGAGGACCGAGAGACUCUCCGCCAGCCACGCUGCGAAGGGGGGCAACGAGAAGGAGAAAGAGUUCAUGCAACGCUGGCUUGAGCCGCCCGUGCAGAUUAAGGCGAGCUUUCAGGAUGCAGGCCUCGUGCGUCAUGGCAUCUUUGAGACCAUGGCCCCUCUCGGGACGCUGCCAAAGGUCGGCUUGUUUAAGAAGACAGCACUCCCCCCGGCUCCGGCCCCUGAGCACGCUCCUACCCGGAAGAUUAUCGUCAAGCAGCGCACCCAGCAGCCGCCAGCACCUCCAGUGCCUGCAACAGCGCCCGAGGCCGACGAGACGGAAGAGGAGAACGACGCGAAUACGGAAGAGGAUGUCGAGACCCAGGGCGGCGCAUCCCUAGAGUUCGAGGAGGAGCCAGUUCACACCGCCAGUCAGGCCAUGAGCAAAACUCGCACAGUACUCCCUACAGCAUCGCGAUCACGCUCCCGUCGCCCAUUGGGAUCUCGUGACAGCGACGACGAGGAAUGGGCGCCGGCGCCGGGCAGGGCGUCGCAGAAGAGCGCAACAGGCAGAUUUGCAUCACGAACAGGCACUGCACGCGCGGCUGCAGCAUCUGCAGGGCAUCAGCAGGCAUCCAGCGCAAAUUCUCGGGCCAUGAUGGAGGAAAAACAGUUCGUCGACAAGGUUGUGGAGGCAGCCGUGGACGAGGCGCUCUCCCAUAAUCGGUACCCCACAGCCUGGGCCCUGCGCACACUCUACUAUGAAAAUUCAUCCCGGUCUGAUUUUGUCAACAUGCUUGCGAAGGUGUUUACGCAGACUGCAGACGUCGACACUCUGCAGGAAUUUAAGCGACUCAUGGAGCCCAGGAAGCGGGAGGGCAAGAAAGACAACAAAGCCUACAACUACUUUGUGCCGCCGUCGCCCUCUAAAAAGGACCCCAAGCCCCAACCGCCGAAGCGCUCCCCGUACGGCGAUCUCAUUAAGCUGGACUUGUCUGCUCUCCGUCGUCGUAACCGUGAAGGGGUCCGCGCCGCCAGCAAGAACAAGAAGGAGAAGCAGGAAAAGGAAAAGCAGGAGAAAGAGAGGGCGCCAAAGGAGCCGAAGGAGCCGAAGGAACCGAAGGGGCGCCCAGCUUCAGCACCGCCCUCGUCUCGCCAACAACCCGAACCCGAACCCGCGCCUGUACCCGCGCCUGCAACAACGCGCAAGCGGGAGCGCUCUCAAGACAAGAAAACUCAGCAACAACAGCAGCCAAAGGACAGGACCGACGAGUCCGCGUCCGCCCCCGAGCCUGAGCCUGAGCCUGAGCCUGAGCCUGAGCCUGAGCCUGAGCCUGAGCCUGAGCCUGAGCCUGAGCCUGAGCCUGAGAAGCAGGAACAGGACGAGGCCGACCCCGACCCCGACCCCGGCCCCGAACCUCCUCGCAAAAGGCGCAAGACAGUCGCUGCGGCCAAACAGCAACAGCCGCAGCAGCAGCAAGCUCAACAGAAGAAGGCCGAGCAGCUGUCGCUGCAAUCGCCCAAAUCAAAGCAAUCACAGAGACAGCAGCAGCAAUCGGACGCUACCGCCAAGAUGGUGACCUCGUCGUCGAAUGGGGUUAACGGUAAGGCCGCCGCCAAAGUUGAAACGCCUUCGCGCAGAUCCAGACGGGCUCGCUCGCUGUCCACGUCGUCAUCCCUGUCGAGCGCUCGGUCCAUGUCGCCCCCGGAUAGCAUCCAGGAGCGCUCAUCGGAGAGCAACGAGAAUACCGAGCUGGCCGUAGACGCUGCUGAGGACACUGGCGAGCCGCAAGCCGAACAGGCCGAGCAGGCAGAGCAGGCAGAGCAGGCAGAGAAGCAGCCGUCGUCGCGCACCAGCCCCGUGCUGCGUCAGCCAAUCACGGCCAAGCGGCGACAGAAACAGCAGCGUUCCAGCGCACCACCACGCAAGAGCGCCCGGAACGUGUCACACCUAUCUCGUCACGCCUCUCCCCAGACAGACCCGGCUGCCGCGGCCGAUGCUGAUGUUUCCUCUGCUACCGCCAAUGCUCCGGAGGAGCAACCAUACGAGAUGCCAGCCGUCGUCGACACUCCCUCGCUACCUGCGAAGAAGGGUUCUGCCAAGCAGGGCGCCCCGUGGCCCGUGGUCUUUGCCCCCAAGGUCGGCAAGCUCGACGAGAACGACACCAAGCUGAAGCUGCGCCAGAACGCUCGCCGCGUUACUCAGAAUAGCAACGAGCUGGCAAGCAUUAGCAAUGUCCGAGCCAGUUCUCCCGAGGGCGCCUCUCGUCAGGGGCUCGACUCCGAGGCUGACUCGAGCACGGCGACGCCCAUGCCGGCUCCCACAGGCCGUAUCACCCGCAACGGCCUUGCCAAUGCAUCUGCCUCUCGUCCUACGCCGGUGCCCCUGAGGGAAGGCCGCAGCACUCGCUCAUCGCUCAAGCGGGCGGCCGAGGAGAUGGAGGACCAACCGUCGCCCACAACUGCCAACAUGCCUGGUUCAGAGGCAGCAUCCACGGCUGCCAACUCGCGUGCUGGCACACCAGCUCUUCGCUCGAGCAAGAGGCCCCGGACUGGUCUUCGUGUCAAGACUUCGCCUGUCAAGAAAAAGAACGGUACCUCGGCGGGCAUCCCCCGCGCCAGCGGCGAGCGGAGUAGCCCCAUUGGUAACGGCACUGCGAAUCGUGAGGGCAUUUGGUCACCUCGUUCUCUUAACCCCUCUCACUUCCUCAUCGGCUACCCCUCGCCCAUCACAAAACGCGCGCACAGUUCGGGUGUGGCAAAGGAUGAUAAUGAUGAUUACUGCUCAUCAUGCGGCGGUAACGGCGAGUUGGUCUGCUGCGAUGGCUGCACACGCUCGUUCCACUUCAACUGCGUCGACCCAAUUAUCCGCCAAGAUGACAUGCCCGUCGAAUGGUUCUGCAACGUGUGCCGCGCCAGCCGCAGCACUGCGCCAGCGCAGCAUUAUUCCGGUGCCUUUGCUCUGCUCCUCGAGAAGCUCGACUCCAAGAACUCGAGCGCUUUCCGCUUGCCGGCCAGUGUCCGCGAGUACUUUGAGGGUGUGCGCACCGGCGUUGACGGCGAGUAUGAAGAGAUCGUGGCGGUGACCAAGCCCCCGAGAAGGAGAAAGGACGAUGAACAACCCCCUGACUUCUACCGGCUUUGCGACGCCCAAGGCAAUCCAGCCAUCUGCCACGGCUGCGGCAAGGGUAGCGGCAACGUUCGCCCUAUCAUCCCUUGCAGCGUCUGCGCCGUCUUUUGGCAUUUGGACUGCCUCGAUCCUCCCAUGACCCAACCCCCUCCUCUCCGGAACUGGAAGUGCCCGCUCCAUGUCGAGGAGCUCCUGGCAAAAGUUCCGGGUGUCCUGGCCCCGGCUCAUCGCUUGCGCAAACCGAAGCAGCUUCCCCCCGUUGUUCGUCCUGCUUUCAGUCGCGGCUUCAUUAACGAUGGCUACAUCGAAGUCGAUCUCGAGGAGACCGAGAAUCUCAGUGGCUGGCGCAACCUCGAGACAUACGGUCGGACUGUGCGACUGCCCGAGAGGGGCAUUAAGUUGGACUUUUUGUCUCGUGCCCUUGAGAGCCGCAUGCAAAAGGAGACCGUGAUACAAACUAGUCAGGCUGCAACAGCCGUCACGAGUGCGGGCACAAAUGCCGAGUCCGCUUCAGCUCCGGCCCCGCUGGGUACCAGGUCACUCGAGGAGCAGCAGGCUGCCCUCAACCUGGUCUGGCUCAGCACCAAUGGCAAUAACCAGCCGCCCGCCGACGGGGUAAGGACUCUCAUCGAUGUCAUGAUCUCCGAAGCAGAGCCCACGGUCAUCGACAUGAUGGCUCGGGCGAACCCCGGCCGUCUCGGCGAGUUGACAUCGCUCAACCACAUGGACCAGCAAGCCCUGCGCGCCAUGCUAGCGCAAGCCGAAAUGAUGGUCGAGCGUAUCCGUUCCUUGCUGCAGCCGGCCCCGUCUGCAGCUCCAACCGCUUCGUCUGUCCCGGCUUUGCGGUCGCCAACCGCUGCCGAGCCGACUGAGAAGAGCCCCGCGCGUGCUGUCUCUGUGGCUGCUAUAUCGCCCGCCCCAACUUCAUCUUCAGACGAGGAGGUCCCUCCCAUGACCCAGGGCGAGAAAACUCCUGUGCUCCCAGGCGGUACCUCACCAGCCCCGGUAGCUGAGGAGGACGGCGUCGAAGAACCAGGCCCCGCUACGCCGCCCUCUAAGACGGGCGACGAGUCGAACAGUAACGGGGGCGCCAAAACGGUUGUCGAGGAUGGGGGGCCGGUUGUCGCUGUUGCUGGGGAAGAUGGGGCCAAGGAGGGGUUCGUUGGGGAGGAUGGUCAGGUUGAGCUGGAAUGA
Messenger RNA from Thermochaetoides thermophila DSM 1495, 4503 nucleotides. RefSeq lists its product as uncharacterized. Gene Ontology annotation, cellular component: Rpd3S complex. The coding region runs from base 1 to 4503 and encodes 1500 amino acids. The transcript has 6 exons. Gene Ontology annotation, biological process: regulation of transcription by RNA polymerase II. NCBI's taxonomy places the organism in Eukaryota, Fungi, Ascomycota, Sordariomycetes, Sordariales, Chaetomiaceae. The record is from RefSeq and is a predicted model, not a curated record.